Messenger RNA from Colletotrichum scovillei, 2153 nucleotides. Its product is annotated as C6 zinc finger domain-containing protein. The record is from RefSeq and is a predicted model, not a curated record. The transcript has 4 exons. Gene Ontology annotation, molecular function: zinc ion binding; RNA polymerase II cis-regulatory region sequence-specific DNA binding; DNA-binding transcription factor activity, RNA polymerase II-specific. Lineage: Eukaryota; Fungi; Ascomycota; Sordariomycetes; Glomerellales; Glomerellaceae. Gene Ontology annotation, cellular component: nucleus. Gene Ontology annotation, biological process: DNA-templated transcription; positive regulation of transcription from RNA polymerase II promoter by galactose. The coding region runs from base 120 to 2153 and encodes 677 amino acids.
UCUUUUCGGACUUGGGGAAUUAAGAUCACUUCCGUGUCUGACUCUUCAUAUCUUUCUUUUCCAUUGAGCCUGUUAUUCCGAUUGGGAGGCCAAGGGUCGCGUAUCUCGGAGUUAGCGGGAUGCAGUCUAACAGCAAAUUCGGAGGGAAGAUUCCCAAGGCGUGCGAACCAUGCCGCAGGCGCAAGAUCAAGUGUUCCGGUCACAAACCCUGUCGGCAAUGUGAGAACAAGCCAUCCGAUUGCGUGUAUCGUCUCAAACCGCGCGUGAGAUUGUCAUCGAAACGGGCCGCGGUGACGGUAGCGAAUGCCGAGACUGGCCACGGCGUAUCCACCCCGGGCUCUGAUCGGGUUCGCCGGGACGAAGCUGCUUCCCAACGUUCAGCAGAAGAACUCCAGCAACAUGUAGCACAAACUGAAGUCUAUCACAGCGUUGCCGCAGCUCACCAUGCACCAAAGUCUACCGACAGUUCACAACUCUUCUACGGACCUUCUUCGAAUUCUGCUUUCCUGCAACAGAUUCAUCGAGGUCUGCUUUCUGGUCAGUAUGGCCAGAGCCAUGCCAGAGAUGUCCAAGAGGGAGGACCGGGGUUGGACAUGUUCAUGCAGAGAAACAUCUUUUUUGGCAUGCCACUAAAGAUCAACGUUGAGCCUGCUCAACCUGCAAGCUGCCCGGUGUCCCUGUUACAGGCAGAAGAGUUCGUUUUGCACUUCAAGACAACUCACUUGUCAUCUUUACCUUUUUUCACCCCAUCCGAGCUUGACGACAUGGUUCCGACUUUAUUCAACUAUACCCCAGAGACAACCUUCCAACCACAAAGAAAGACAGUGUUCCUUGCGGCUCUCGCAUUGGGGGCCUUGAGUACCUCACAGACCGACGCUGCAGAGUCAUUGUUUAUCCACGCCAAAAAAGAAGCAGCAAUUUACGAGGACUCUGUCACGUUACCAAUGAUACAGUUUUCGAUUCUCAUGGCUCAUUAUCAGCUAAAUAUGGGUCGUCCCAACUCCGCUUACUUACAUAGCGGCAUCGCAACACGGAAAGCCCUGUCCAUGGGCCUGCACGCAGGGACCACAAGUGCAAUUUCGAGAAAGGAAGAAGUUCAGGGGAGACUGGUGACGCUAUGGUCUCUUUACUUCUUGGAAAUUUGGCUCAGCUUGGUCGUCGGACGGCGCAGUUCGAUGCAGAAGUCCGACUUCGAAUCUUGCCCUUAUCCGGACGGACAACCAACUUUGAUGGCACUCUGCCAAUUCGCCAACAUUCUUGAAGAAGCGAUUGAGUCGAUAUACAACAAACGUACCGACUCCCUGCGUCAAUUAUACGGGAAAGCCGAGAAGCUGUAUGGUCACGUCCGGCAAUACGGUGAGAAGUGGGGUUUGGGUACAGCAGCUUCCGUACAACGGGUAGACGCAUGGAAUCCUGAAACUAGUCUUCUUCUACACAACGUCUACUUUCAUGUUGUUCUUCUCAUCUUCCGCCCUUUUCUGAUUGCUGAAGCUGCCCUGCAAUCUGGGGAAGGAUCCGGCGGGAUAGGCGAUAUCUGGCUUCGGCAAGCUUGCAGACACGCCACAGAUGCUGCACAGGAUGCACUCGCUUUUACCUGGAACAUGCUUCGUGGCCCUGAGGAAUGCAACACUCGGCGAUACCAUGCAUUCUUCAUCGAGUCCUCCUGCGCUGUUCUGUUAUACGACAGCUUGCGCCAUCCGGCAAAGCACCCCCACAACUUGGAGUUCAUUCAGAUGGCGAUAUCUUGUCUGCGCUCAUUAGUGGGAGACGAUCCAGUGACGAACGCCAUACAUUCCAUCAAGCGCAUCGUGUGGGCUGUGGAACAAUCCAUCAACGCGGCCAAGUCCACAGGCGCGUUCUUGGACAUCGCUUCUGCCGACUCGUCACCCUCAUGGACCGAUGAUCGUCUACCGACUAACAUACAGUUCCCAUCCUUAGAGGAGAAUAGGGCUACAACGUCGGAUGAUUUGAUCUUCUUCAGCAACAGAGCUUACCGGCCACAACCUGAACCCAUCACAGAGUACAGCAUGCCGAUGUCAGGCUCAGUGGGGAACCCGUUCCCUGACUUGAACUUUGAUGUGCUCACGACGGAUCUGUUCAACUUCUUUCCAGUCGAGAUGAACUCGGGGCCUACUGGACACGGAGGAGCAUAG